Suillus fuscotomentosus is the source of this 534-nucleotide messenger RNA. RefSeq lists its product as uncharacterized. The record is from RefSeq and is a predicted model, not a curated record. The coding region runs from base 108 to 386 and encodes 92 amino acids. Lineage: Eukaryota; Fungi; Basidiomycota; Agaricomycetes; Boletales; Suillaceae. The transcript is spliced from 2 exons.
UUUGGACAUGUGGAGUGGACAGGUAUGUUUCAAAGGACAAAAGUUUGCUAUUAAACCCCGGUAACGAGCAUUGUCGAACUCUUUGGUUCAAUUGACGCCUUGCAGUCAUGUUACUCCAAGUGAGCAAGUCAUCUCUUUGCGCCAGUAUCAUCCUGACCAUGAUGACCAUCACCUGUUGCCUUUUUAGUAGGUGCCACCUACAUCACAUCACAAUGACAAUAAGCAUCACAUCACGACAAUACUAUAGCAUCCCUAACACUCACCACAAUCAACCGCGCCUCCCUUGGCACCGCCACCCUCCUCGCUCUCCGUAUCUCAAACUCAGGUUUUGUCCUAUCGAGUUGCGCGUACGACGGCCGACGGCCGUUCCGGAGCUCGUACGUUGAUUGUGCGUGGUGUAUCUACGAAUAUCAUGUCAACACAACGAUCAUACAAUAAAAAGCGUGCUCAGACCUGUUGAGUCAUAUCUUUCAAUGCUAAGUUCUAACGCGUAGCUCUCGGCUGGAAGACACGUUUUUUGUUUAGACCCAAGAA